CAUCAAUCGACAUUAAGUGAUCGCCGACUAUCAAAGCGUGUUGUAGAUGGCCGGGCUGCAUCAAUUGAAGCAGCAACUGGAGAAUGAUCCGGGGCUGCCAGUAGAGAACUCGACCAGAUCAUACUGGCAACAACCGCCGACUAGGCCUCUGGCCGACCUGCAGUCUUCGAAGCUGCCGCGCAACGUAGAUGUGGUGAUCAUUGGCUCUGGAAUCACGGGGUGCAGUGUGGCCCGACAGCUCCUGAUGCAAGCUCAUGACUUACAUAUUGCCAUGCUGGAUGCUCGUCAGAUCUGCAGCGGAGCCACGGGGAGAAACGGCGGACAUGUGAAAGCCGUCCCGGAAGUGAGCUAUGCAGAUCUGGCUCCUCGAAUAGGCAGAGAAAAGGCGCGAGAAGUGGUCGACUUUACGCUUGCAAAUGUUGAAGAGCUCUUUGCCGUAGCAGCAACACUUCCGGCAGAGCUCCAGCGCUAUAGCGAGAUUCGCCGUGUCGAAAGUGUCAAUCUGUUCACUGACGACUCCGGAUUCUCUCAAAUGCAGGCGAAGCUUGAGGACUUCCGGGCAAACAAUCAAGAUCUCGCUGGUCGCAUGCGAGUGCUUUCCAAGAGCGAGCUGCAACAAGACUACGGAGUUGACAACGCAGCUGGCGGCGUGACGUCCCAAGCUGGAGCUGCGUGGCCAUAUCGAUUGAUCACGGGAAUGCUGUCGGAUCUGCUCGAAAGGUAUGGCGAGCGAUUCUCAAUAGAUGCCCAUACGCCGGUCCAGAGUAUUGAUGUCGAUGGACAGCACUACUUGGUAAAAACCCCUCGAGGCGAUAUCAAGACUAGUCGUGUCGUACAUGCCACCAAUGGGCAUGCUGGCCAUUUAUUACCAGGACUUCGUGGCCCCUUGUGGCCAUUGCGUGGCCAAAUGACCGCACAAACACCUCAUGCCUCAUUUGGCGUCCACGGGUCAAGGUCGUAUUCGAUACACUACCGCAACGGCUUCGACUACAUAACCCAGAGUGGAGAAGGCGGCGAGAUCUUCAUCGGAGGAGGACUUGUCAUGUCUGAAGCUCAUCACGACCUGGGAAACGCUCUAGACGACAGCAAUGCUACUCUUCCAGUCGCUCACCUUGGUGGCAUCAUGGACGCUACAUUUGGUCGCCCCGUGCGCAGCGAGAUCAAAGCAGCUUGGACUGGUGUUAUGGGCUGUACCACAGAUGGUCUACCGCUUGUUGGCAAGCUCCCAAAAGCCGCUACCACUCGAGAUGGCAGUGGUGAAUAUAUCUCUGCCGGCUACAACGGCUAUGGAAUGCCCAAUGCCUGGCUUUGCGGUAAACAUAUCGCCAAUCUAAUCCUUGACAAGCCGGCCGACCAACCCAUUCCUACCGCCUACAACGUGAGCGACGAGAGGCUGCAGAAUAUGGAUGUCGAGGCUUCCGCCCGUGAGUGGCUUGCUAUGUUUGGUCAGAGUACUUGAGAGCCGUAUAGCUAUACUGUGACAAACACUUCACGGCAAACAAUUCAAUGCGUACGUUGCAGACAGUAGUCUAGCCUCUAUACAUCUUUGAUGCCUCUGAAAUUGGACUGCUGAAGACCGUGCUGACUGUGAACCGCUCCAUUAUCUGACACUCUCGCAGGAACAAUAAUAUUUUCGAGCCGGAGAUGCGACUCUGGACAGCUUUUCCAUCCAUAAUUCUCAUGCCUGCUGGCGUCCUGUGGUUUGGUUUGUCGACCGCUUACAGUGAUCACUGGGUUAUUCCAGCCGUCGGCUUUGGAGUCUUCGGCUUUGGAUUCGUUGUUAUCGGUGAUGUUGCGUUGACCUAUGCCAUGGAUUGCUGCAAAGACGUAAGCUUCCGAUGAGGAGUCAUGCGUGCUUUGCGUCAUAACAUAUGUACAGGUCAUCGGUGACCCGUUGAUCGGCAUAUCCUUCGUGAGAAACGUGAUUGCAACAAUCAUUGCGACAACAUUGACUCCAUGGGUCGCAGAUGUUGGUUUGGCGAAUGUCGCUGUUAUAUCCGCAGUGCUCGCCUUCUCACUCUCUCUGCCCACGAUUCCACCGAUGAUUUAUGGUAAGCGAUGUAGGAUCUGGACGGCGGACCGACUGGAGGUCAUGGCCGCAAAACAGUACGUGUCUCGAAGUACUAGAUAUCCUGCUCAGAACAAAUCCAGAAGUGGUGUUUGGUGCAUCUCCUCACAAGCAUCCACUUUCAACCGCUGUCUUAGAAAGUGAUUUUCCAAAACUUCUU
Molecule: messenger RNA, 2228 nt
Organism: Pseudocercospora fijiensis CIRAD86
Lineage: Eukaryota; Fungi; Ascomycota; Dothideomycetes; Mycosphaerellales; Mycosphaerellaceae
Exons: 3
Coding region: 47-1459 (470 amino acids)
Cellular component (GO): cytoplasm
Molecular function (GO): oxidoreductase activity
Source: RefSeq, a predicted model, not a curated record